Messenger RNA from Aureobasidium pullulans EXF-150, 1621 nucleotides. Its product is annotated as X-Pro dipeptidase. NCBI's taxonomy places the organism in Eukaryota, Fungi, Ascomycota, Dothideomycetes, Dothideales, Saccotheciaceae. Gene Ontology annotation, molecular function: manganese ion binding; metalloaminopeptidase activity. The transcript is spliced from 4 exons. The record is from RefSeq and is a predicted model, not a curated record. The coding region runs from base 66 to 1460 and encodes 464 amino acids.
GAUUUUCGAACAUUUGACCUCGUUUGACCCUUCCAGACCAUUUCUAAAUACCUCGAACAUCAAACAUGGGUCUCGCAAACCACGACCUUCCUCCCCCACCUUCGGGCAAAUACCCCGCCAAGGCACACGCCAAACGUGUAGCUGAAUUCAUCGCCAAGAAUGGCGGUCCCAAGGAGGGUGUUAUCUACUUGGAGGCGCAGAAGACUGCUAUGGUUGAAGAUGAUGACCAAGCUGCACACUUCCGCCAACGUAGAUUCUUUUACUACCUCUCUGGAUGCGCCGUACCUGACGCAUACCUUGCAUACGACAUCAAGAACGAUCAUCUGACACUCUUCAUUCCCCCUAUCGAUCCUGAGGACGUCAUCUGGUCAGGCUUACCACUUCUUGAGAAGGAAGCAUUGGAGAAGUACGACAUUGAUGCUUGCAAGCCUUCCACAAAAGUCAACUCAUACUUGACAUCGCCUGAAACCCCUCACAAAACCAUCUUGGCCAUUCCCAAGCAAGUUGCAGACCAUGUCACUUUCCUCUCCUUCGAGGAGACCAACUGGGACCUGCUCAAGAACGCAAUCGAAAGAUGCCGUGUUGUCAAGGACGAGCACGAAAUUGGCCUCAUCCGUCAUGCCAAUGCUAUCUCUUCGCAUGCUCACACAGAAGUCAUGCGUAUGGUCAAGAACGCACGUAACGAGAGAGAGCUUAUGGGUACUUUCGUCGGCGCCUGCAUCAGCAACGGUGGCCGUGAGCAAGCCUAUGGAUGUAUCUGCGCUUCCGGUCCCAGCGCCGCAACCCUCCACUACGUUCACAACGAUCUCCCUCUAUCCGAAAAGCUGAACCUUCUCAUCGAUGCUGGAUGCGAGUACAACUGCUACUGCUCAGAUAUCACCCGCACCUAUCCUCUUCAAGGCAAAUUCACAAAGGAGAGCCGUGAAAUCUAUGAUAUCGUCGACGAGAUGCAAGCCGAAUGCAUGAAGGCAUUGAAGGCCAACGUCACCUGGGAGGACCUUCACGCGCUCGCCCAUGAGAUCGCCAUCGACGGCCUUCGUCGCCUCGGUAUCCUGACUGGCGGCAACAAGAAGGAACUCUUCGACAGUCGCGUCUCUACUCUCUUCCUCCCUCACGGCCUCGGACACUAUCUCGGCAUGGACACACACGACUGCGGCGGCAAUGCAGACUACGAAGACCCCGAUCCCAUGUUCCGCUACCUCCGCAUCAGAGGUACCGUUCCUGCCAACUCAGUCGUCACCGUCGAGCCCGGCAUUUACUUCUGCCGCUUCAUCAUCGAGCCCGCUCUUAAGGAGGAGAAGUUCGCCAAAUUCGUGGAUAAGAGUGUUUUGGCGAAGUAUUGGGAUGUCGGCGGUGUGCGUAUCGAGGAUGAUGUGCUGGUCAAGGAGGAUGGAUGUGAGAACUUGACUACAGCACCUAGAUCUUGGGAUGAGGUUGAAGCUUUGAUUCAUUCGGUUUAGUAUUUCUUUCAUACAUCAAGAAUGACUGGAACUUAUUAGGACACCCCCAACGCUGGUGCUCAAAGCUUUAAUGUGCUGUAGGGAUACAACAGUUCAUCUUGUGUCAGUGUAUUGCCCAUUGAGAGUUUGAAGAAACAAAACCAAAUGCUAUCUUCUCCGGC